Messenger RNA from Protopterus annectens (West African lungfish), 2930 nucleotides. RefSeq names its product aminopeptidase O (putative) (gene AOPEP). Gene Ontology annotation, cellular component: nucleolus. Gene Ontology annotation, molecular function: metalloaminopeptidase activity; zinc ion binding. Lineage: Eukaryota; Metazoa; Chordata; Ceratodontiformes; Protopteridae. The transcript is spliced from 16 exons. The record is from RefSeq and is a predicted model, not a curated record. Bases 243 to 2726 code for a protein of 827 amino acids.
CACUUCCUGCUCAGUGUGCAUGUCCGGUCCCGCCAACAACAAAAACCCGGAAGUGUUAAUUGUUAACGUUCGUUGGGGGACCACAAUCAACCAGUAAGCAACUGAAAACAAAAAUUAAAAGGAGGCUGCCAGUAUGUGGGUACACUGUAUGCGUAGAUAUAAAUCUAAUACAGGUAAUACAUCAGCAGUUAAAUGCUCUCCACAGCAGCACUGACCUUAAAACUAGUACCACAAAGGAAAUUAUGGAUUCAAACCUGGACCCCAGUAAAGAUGAUCUGCCCCUUAUGGCUAACACUAGUCACAUACUAGUAAGGCAUUAUACACUGGACUUGGAUGUAAACAUUGAAGAGAAAAUUAUUAGUGGUUGCAUUGUCCUUUAUCUUCAAGCUUGCACAGAAUCUACUCAGUCUGACAGGACUUUAGAUGGAGUCUUGAAUUAUUCUCAGGAAUAUGCAAGCUCUGCAAUGGCAGUAUCUGAGUUUUCUCACAUUUCUGUAGCAGCUCAAGGUGCUUCAUCAUCCAUAGCUAGGUAUGAUGCUGCUGCUGUUGCUGGAACCAGUGCACUUAAUAUAUUAGAUAAAAACUGUAACCAUGGGAACAAGAAAGAGACUUCUGGGAUUUCUUGUUCGAAGGAGGACUGCUAUGACAAAAAGGAUGAUGGGAUGGAUGAUUUUGUGCUUAUACUUGACUCAUGUGAUCUUUCUGUAAUAAAGGUGGAGGAGGUUGAUGCUGGUGCUAUUACAGGUGCUGAGAAACUGAGCCAGGCUACAUUAGGCAGUACUGGUGCUUCAGAGCUGUCAGCUGUCCGGACCUGGAUUGUGCAGAAACUUGUAGCUUUACCUGCAGCAUCUUGGCAAGAACAACAUAACUGUUACCUUCUCUAUAGCCAGGCACCUGGCUGUGGAGAGCUUCAGUUUGCCAGUGAUACUUGGAGUCUCAGGAUCUGGAAAGCUGGGAUUCAGACUCCACAGGAAUUCCCUCGUGCCAUUAGAAUCUGGUAUAAAACAAAACCUGAAAGUAGAUCCAUCAGGUGGACUAUGGACCAAGAUUGUAGACCAUGUGUUUAUACAUCAGGGUCUGCACUUAAUAACCGAGGCCUCUUUCCAUGCCAAGAACCACCAUCUGCUAUGGCUACGUGGCAAGCUACAGUUCGAGCACCUGUAGGCUUUGUAACAUUGAUGAGCAGUGAGAAUGCUGCUGUUGCAACUCAGGUUCAAGAAGAUGUUUUAAGCUGGUUCUAUUAUGUAACUAUGCCAAUGCCAGCAUCUACCUUGACAAUUGCAGUAGGUUGCUGGACUGAAGUUCAAAAGGACUCUACCUCAUGUUCUCAAACAGAUUACCAGCCCUUGACUUCAAGUACUGUAUCCAAAUGGGAUCAACACCACUGUGGUCAUGUGGAUUACCCUUGUCGUUUUCUACAUCCUGGUGCUCAUAUUCAGAUAAACAUUCCUUAUCGUGUUUUUACUGCUGACUGCCUCAGGGAAAAGUGUAAGGAAAUUCUGCUUCCACUGGUUCCACAUUGUCUUGUCGCAGCUCAUGAUAUUCUUGGAACUCACCCCUUUUGUAGGCUGGAUAUUUUGUUCGUUCCUGCUGGCUUUUGCAAUCUAGGGAUGGCUAGCCCACACAUCAUGUUCCUGUCUCAGAGCAUUUUGUCAGGAAGAAGCCAUUUUUGUGGGUCACGAUUCUGUCAUGAACUUGCCCAUAACUGGUUUGGACUUGCUAUCGGAGCCAAGGAUUGGACAGAAGAAUGGAUUAGUGAAGGGUUUGCCACUUAUUUGGAAGAUAUAUUCUGGGCGAAGGCACAAAAGCUGUCACCAAAAGAAACAGAAGAGCAGUGUGAGCUCCGAGCACUUUUACGCUGGUACCGACUUAGAGAUGAAGUGCAAAAUUCAGAACAAGAACUGCAAGUGCUGCGGCCUAAGAAGGAUUGCACAGGAGAAGUGAGUGAAUCAGGAGUAUCUGUCAUCAAACACGGUCUUAAUCCAGGCAAAGUCUUCAUGCAAGUACAUUACCUUAAGGGUUACUUCCUUCUUCGCUUCCUAGCCAGUAAAGUUGGGCAAGUAAAGUACCUGACAUUUUUAAGAAAUUUUGUUCUGAAGUUUCAUGGGCAGCUUAUUCUGUCUCAGGAUUUUCUACACAUGCUGCUCGGGAACUUCCCAGAACUAAGCAGUCAGGGUAUUUCUGUUGAGAAUAUUUAUGAAGACUGGCUAGAUACAGCUGGAAUACCAAAGUCUUUAUUGAACGAAGUGCUGAAACUGGAAGAAAAUCGUUUGGCCGCAGAAGUUAAAGAUGAGGUUGCAAAAUGGAUGCAUUUCAGUCAGAAAAACAGAAGAGGCCCUAAAAGGAGAAAGAAACGGAAAGAUGACAUGAAUUACAGAGAACUUCUUUCCGACCAGCUUGUCCUCCUACUUGAGUUUCUCCUACAAGAGAAGACAUUGUGCCAUAAAGCUCUGCAGAGGUUAAGGAGCACGUACCAGCUUCUGAGACAAGAUGCAGAGGUCAGACAUAGGUGGUGCGAGCUUGUUGUGAAACACAGGUAUUUGUCAGCAUAUGGAGAUGUCAAGGAAUUCUUGGAAAAGGAUCAGUUUUUUGCAUGUUCACCAAGAGCGAGAGAGAUAACCAAGAAGAGUAUUGUAGACUUUCUAAGAAAUAAUGCACCAAAGAGCUGCUACUUCAGAUCCCAAGAAUAUCUUCACACUGGUUUAAUUUUCAGCAGAAAUUUGUAGUGUUCAGUUUUUGCCAAUGUUUACCUGUGUCUUACAAAUGUUUGGAAACAAAGUAGAAUAGGUUUGUGAAGUAAAGUAAUGCUAGUAAUGAAAUAAUACUUGAAUAAAGUCACAUCCUCCUGUUUUUACAUGAGCUGGACUCUUUUUGUUAAAACAUCUUUAUUUCAUUGGAAUUUUUUUUAAAUAAAGACUUCAUGCAAAUUA